CGUGCUUCAUUUUGAUUGGAGAAGUCAAGCCACCGUCUGAAAGCAGGAUCGUUCCAGAGCUCAUCCAAAUCAACCUCAUUCCCAAGAUUUUUUUAAAAAAAAAAAAUCUCGAAGUUUUCGAUUCUGAUUUUGGUUCAAAUCUCAUUGCUGAAUAAUGGAUAUGACUCAUUUAAGAAUGAUGGACCCUAGACAACUGACUGUCAUAGGAUCUGCAUUUUGCACGAUGCUUACAAUGCACUUCACAGUACAGCUAUUGUCACAGCAUCUCUUUUACUGGAAGAACCCAAAGGAGCAGAAGGCCAUAAUAAUUAUUAUCCUUAUGGCUCCCAUAUAUGCAAUGGAUUCAUUUGUGGGUUUGUUAGAUAUCCGUGGAAGCAAAGCAUUCUUCAUGUUUUUGGACUCUAUUAAAGAAUGUUAUGAGGCUCUGGUAAUUGCUAAGUUCCUGGCUUUGAUGUAUAGUUACCUGAAUAUAUCUAUUAGCAAAAACAUUGUGCCAGAUGGUAUUAAAGGAAGAGAAAUUCACCAUUCAUUUCCAAUGACUCUUUUCCAGCCUCGCGUCGUGCGGCUGGAACACCGUACACUGAAGCUCCUCAAAUAUUGGACAUGGCAGUUUGUCAUCAUCCGUCCAGUUUGCUCCAUCUUGAUGAUAACACUACAAAUACUUGGGAUGUACCCCAGUUGGUUGAGCUGGACAUUCACCAUGAUUCUCAACAUUUCAGUUUUUCUGGCCUUGUAUUCUCUGGUGCUUUUUUACCAUGUGUUUGCAAAGGAACUGGAACCACACAAGCCAUUUGCAAAGUUCGUGUGCAUCAAGGGGAUUGUCUUCUUCUGCUUUUGGCAGGGAGUGGUGCUAGAUGUACUAGCUGCAAUGGGUAUCAUUCGAUCUCACCAUUUCUGGUUAGAUGUGGAGCACAUUGAGUUAGCUAUACAGAAUGUCUUGGUCUGUAUGGAGAUGGUUGUCUUUUGUGUUCUCCAGCAAUAUGCCUAUCAUGUUGCACCUUACAGUGGAGAUGUUGAAGCUAAGAUGUUUUUAAAUAAGAAGACUGAAUGAUUUAAAAAGGCUUGAUAGAAAAUGGGGAGACAGCAAGUAAGAAAUGCAUUGAAGAUUGCUCUACUUCCUUUAGCACUGGAGGCAUGAUGAUAUGGAUCUGGAGGUGAUUUUCAUGUGUAAAAUAUUAUGUUCAUGGUUGGAAAGACGAGAUGUGUUCUCCACAUUCUCUACUUAUAAUUUUUGCUGCUCAAGUCUGUUAUACUAAAACAAGGCUGUCUUUUUAUCUAAGAUUAGAUAUAUCAUCUCCGUUUUUCUGUGGCAUUUGGGCUUGCUUUGGAUAUUGGAAGCAACAGCUAGGAAGAUUGAUAUUUGUAAACCAACUAAAGACAUAUAUCCAGUAUACUUUCUUGUCCCA
Molecule: messenger RNA, 1406 nt
Organism: Corylus avellana
Lineage: Eukaryota; Viridiplantae; Streptophyta; Magnoliopsida; Fagales; Betulaceae
Product: organic solute transporter ostalpha protein (DUF300)
Source: RefSeq, a predicted model, not a curated record